Doryrhamphus excisus (bluestripe pipefish) is the source of this 3824-nucleotide messenger RNA. It is a transcript of the gene rtn4b, whose product is annotated as reticulon 4b. Gene Ontology annotation, biological process: brain development; neuron differentiation; endoplasmic reticulum tubular network formation. Gene Ontology annotation, cellular component: neuron projection; postsynaptic density; endoplasmic reticulum membrane. The record is from RefSeq and is a predicted model, not a curated record. NCBI's taxonomy places the organism in Eukaryota, Metazoa, Chordata, Actinopteri, Syngnathiformes, Syngnathidae.
GUCAGUAAAAGUGUUCCUCUUUGCCUUUUCAACUUGUUGGUCCAAGACUCGGGUUCGAUUCUGCGGUCAAAACUUUGUGUGUCCACAGAAGACUCGACCGGCUGGAGGUUCCGGUUACGCUCCCACGGAUCUUCGACGUGGACUUGUUGCGUGAGAGUUAGCUUAAAGUUGUCCAAAGUGUCUUAGUUGGACAAAGAAAGAUGGCAGACAACGAGGAACAGCAAGUCUCGUCCAGUACGUCUCUCUUCAGCGAGGAGGUCCACCACUACCAGGCCGAACCCGAUACCGAGGACCUGCUGCUGCUGGACCAGCCCAAGCAGGACAUCUUAAGCCUGGACGACAUCGUGGACUUGGUCGGCGGGGGCCAGGACGCCCUGGAGCGGCACAUGGCUGAAGACUCGCAGGAGUUCACAGAGCACCCAGACGACAAGACCACUUUACUGGACCCAGAACCGCAAGAAAACGAGGAGAAGCCAAGCCCGGACUCCAGCAGCGGGUCCAGUUUCAAGCACAGUCCAUUAGGUCCUGACAGGGUGGAAGAGGAGCCACAGGUUGGCCCGGAGAGCGACGCCCUCCCCGCGGCUCAAGCCCAGGAAGCAGCGCCAUCCCCCGCAGAGGAAGCUCAGCUACCUGCGGACACACAAGCACCACCGGCUCCGGCAUCUUAUGUUCCUCCUGCUCCUCCUUCUAAAGCUCAGCCUCAGCCUCUGAUGCAAUUCCCUACAGAACUUGGGCAGAUGGGUGAUUCCCCUGCUCCCAUCUCUCCUCUCUCCCCUCUUCACUCUCCCGAUUCCCUGGAAGAGCUCUCUUUGACCGAGAGCCCCAACCAGCCCUCUCACCCAGGACGUGCUGGACCCCUGGACUCCUUCUCUACUGAGGCCCCUGCUGGUCGCUCCAAGGAAAUGCCCUGGGUGGAAAAAGAAAAAGACUCUGGCCAUAGUCAGAAUAAGGAUGAUCAGUUAGCUGCGCCGUAUUUGAGUUUAGGUAAAGACCCAGGGCCUCACAAUCUUUGCGAAGACAGCGGCGUUUCGUUCUCACCCGAGGAGAAGCCCGUUAGUUCAGACCGGUCUCUCACAGACCCUUCCCCCUCGAACCCCCAGAUGGUUGUCGAGUCUCACAUUGCCUCCUCUAACCCAACAGAGCACUGGGAUUCACCAUUCCUAGCAUCACAAGACAACUCCAAGGUCUCCAUGGAUUCCUUCUCCAAGGACACAUCCACGUUUGGCUCGGCCCGGUACGAGCCGGAGCUCCACAGCAACCAAUCUGAUGACGAUGACGACUUGAUGUACGAGGUGAAGAAGAACAAUAACCCGUUUGAGGGCUUUUCCCCACUGGCAGACAGCGGCUCCUAUCAUUUCGGGGAGUCCAAUUCCGACCACAGGGCUAGUAAAGUCUCGGAAAGUCCCACUCCAGAUCUCGUCCAGUACAGGCAAGCUGGAGAGCUCCAGGAUAGCCCGCCGUCGUUCCUAGAUGACGGAAAAACAUUUGAAACAGGGGUGAAGACCGCCGACUCCCUCAUUCAGCCAGUCAGUCAGUUCUCAUCUGGCCUUGAGGAGGACGAUGAGGACGAAGAGGAUUCUGCUCUGCCGCCCUCACUUCCAGACAUCUUAAAGUCUUCCCCGCUCAACCCUGACAAAAUGGACUCUGGUUCCUCUGAGGGAAGUCCGGAGGAGCAGAGCCCCAUUCUCGAACGUCGGAUGAUGGAGUCGCCCAAUCCCCCGAUCAAUCUGUCAGCCAACAACCCAUUUGCUCUGGAUGCUAAAGUGUCUCUGCUGAAGGAGAUGGCUGAUGAGAUGGAGGUCAGAGUCUCUGACAAACCGAAAGAUGACGUGAAAACCUUUGGUGCAUUCGAUCUCGUCAAAGAGGCCGAGGAAACCCCCUCGCCGCGCACGAAGGAAGAGGAACCCGUCAAGAUCGAGCAGAAAGAUUGGUUCUCGAGUCACGUUUCUCCUAAAAUGACGGAAAAGUUUGAGCCUCUCAACUUUGAAAGCAAGACCGCCCGCGCUGAGGAUUCUGAUUCCGAGUCCCCAACGGCAGACUCGCUAUCUCCAGUCCUGGAAGCCAUGGCCAAGAACCCAGCCAGCUUCCAAGUGGAGAAGAGCAACAUCAAAAUGGAGCUGGAGGAGCCCGAGGUGGCUGAAGAGGUCUCCGAGCACGAGGUCUCAUCUGAGGAAUUCGAGUUCAUUGAGAGACCACCCAAGGGAGUGAUUGACGAGUUCCUUGAGGCUCUGGACACUUCCAAGUUUGUGAACUCCAAGGCCCCCGAGAUCCCCAUCGAUGACGACUUGAGCUUUGAGCGCAAAGAAGUGAUCUCCGGUUCUGCGUCUGCUCCUGUGAAGCCCAUCCAGCCCGCCGGGAUGGCCGAAGAUGCUGAAAGUCAGAGCUCGUACCGCCUUCUAGGCCAGUCCUCCACCCAGAAGAGCAAGGCAGAACUGGAGAAAGUCCCCAAUCCGGAACCAGCACCCCAAACUCCACCCGUCCAUUCCACUUUCUCUAAGCCAGAAGAGACGGUCACUAAGAAGAGCGCGGAGGGCGGCAAACUCUUCAAGAUGCCAAACCUGAACCUGACAGCAGUGGUGGAUCUCCUCUACUGGCGCGAUGUGAAGACCACGGGGGUGGUGUUUGGCGCCGCCCUGCUGCUGCUGCUGUCGCUGACGGUGUGCAGCAUCGUUAGCGUGUGCUCCUACAUCGGCCUGGCGCUCCUCUCCGUCACCGUCUGCUUCAGAAUAUACAAAGGCAUCCUGCAGGCCAUCCAGAAGUCCGAUGAGGGACACCCCUUCAAGCAGUAUCUGGACCGCGAGGUGGCGCUGUCCGAGGACAUGGUCCACAAGUACAGCGACAUGGUUCUGGAGAAACUCAACAAGGGCGUCGGCGAGUUGAGGCGCCUCUUCCUGGUGGAGGACCUGGUGGACUCCAUCAAGUUUGCCGUGCUGAUGUGGAUCCUGACCUACGUGGGAGCCUUCUUCAACGGACUGACGCUGGUCAUCCUGGGUGUGAUCGCAGCCUUCAGCUGCCCCAUCGUCUACGAGAAGCACCAGGUCCAGAUCGACCACUAUGUGGCGCUGGUCAGCAACCAGAUCAAAGAUGUGGUUGGAAAAGUCCAGGCCAAAGUUCCAGGGAUGAAACGCAAAGCAGAGUGACAAGGAGUGGGGAAGGGGGGAGGGGAAGGGGUCCGGUGUGGACGCCGCCCUUAACUUUAUUUGUCAAAUAAUAAAAACUUUUCUUCCAUUUCAGAAUUUUUGUGUUUUCUGGACAGCUGAAGCGGUCGGCGUGAUGUGAUAAGCCACACCCACCCCUCACCCCGCUGCAUUUUCAUUAUUCCUUCUGACCACGCCCACUUUUUUUUUUUUAAAGCUUGUUGAUGAUAGACAGCUGCCAAGCCGCCUGUCACUUUUUUAAAAAAUGUAUUAAAUGAGACGCCAUCUUCCUCCUCGGGAUAUCUGUCUGUGGCUGGUGGGCGGGGCUGGGGGGAGGGGCUUGUGGCGGUUGUCAGCAUUAGCGCUUCUGAGUAACUCGCUAGAAUCAUCUAGAAAAAACCGUUGUUUUUGGUGUCAUGACCGCUGUGUAGUGAUGAGGAAAACCACGUUUACAUUCAUACACGUAAAUAUGACGAGAAGAAAAUGAAAUAGGAUUUACAGAAAAAAGACAAAAAAAGCAACCAUAUUGUCUGUGGAGUUUCUCGACUUCCGGCGUUUGUUUGUUCUGAUGCAAGUUGAAUGGUGUGCUCGACUUCAUACUUCAAUUGUGACAAUUAAAGCUCCGUGUUUGUGGAAUGCAUUGUGACAUGUAAACACUUCAACCAAUAAAGCUUCUAGAACAAUUAA